UUGUGGCAGGGCAGGUUUUUUUUCACUUGGCUGUAUGACAGAUGGCGGUAGAAACAUCAUGUUUUUCAAUGGUUGGGGCUUCAGGAAUCCUCCAAAGUGAUUUAAGUAACUUGAUAUUGUUGUAUAAUAUACUAGACGGAUGACUAUAAAAACUAGCUGAGGCGAUAUAUGCGCAUGUCUACACUGUGUGACUGAAACUUCAAUAUUCAGUUACUGCAUGUGGCAAUGCAUCCUUUGCCAAUGCAUGGUUACCUUUGCUGGUGCAUUUUGUUUGUGCAUCUUUAUAUGCCUGCCCUUUCUUUUAGUUUAGGGCCGAACAUUGGUAGAGAAAUUUCAUCCGGAAACUGGUUGCACAGUUUUGAAUCAGAUUUAAGUAAUAAUGCUAAGAGUAGCACCUCUUCUUAUGCGAAAACAUCAACUUUAAGUUUGCCGUCCCCAUUGAAUAAUAAUGUAUCCUGUGGAGAUUUGGAAGGUGUUGGAUCAUUUAAUACUACAUGCUUGUUGAACUCAAACUUGUAUCUGAAUUCUGAUCUUUACAUUUAUGGUACGGGGAACCUAGAGAUACUUCCCCAUGUUUCAAUCGUGUGCCCCAUAGAAGGCUGUAUGAUAACGUUUAAUAUGUCUGGAAACAUUAAUGUGGGCCAAGAUGCAGCCAUUAUUGCUGGUUCAGUUGUUUUCUCUGCUGCCAAUUUGACUAUGGAACAUAGAUCUUUAAUAAAUACAACAUCCUUAGGUGGAUUGCCACCUUCUCAAACCAGUGGUACACCAGUAGGCUAUGAUGGAGCUGGUGGAGGGCAUGGUGGUCGGGGUGCUUCCUGUUUGAAAAAGAACAAGACAAGUUUUUGGGGUGGUGAUGUUUAUGCCUGGUCAACUUUAGCUAAGCCAUGGAGUUAUGGGAGUAAAGGUGGCGGCACAUCUGAUGAAUAUCGGUUUGGAGGUAGUGGUGGGGGACGUGUUCUGCUUAAAUCUAAGGACAUACUAUAUUUGAACGGAUCAGUAUUUGCAGAAGGUGGGGAUGGAGGACUAAAGGGAGGAGGUGGGUCUGGUGGAAGUAUCUUCGUCAUUGCGCUAAAGUUGAAGGGAUAUGGAACUAUAAGUGCAGCAGGUGGGAGAGGCUGGGGUGGAGGUGGUGGUGGAAGAAUAUCUCUGGACUGUUACAGCAUACAAGAAGAUAUAAAAGUUACUGUGCAUGGUGGUUUUAGUAUUGGUUGUCCUGAGAAUGCUGGAGCUGCUGGUACACACUUUAAUGCAUAUUUAUCGAGUUUAAGAGUUGGCAAUGAUAAUCUCACGACAGAAACAGAAACUCCUCUGCUUGAUUUUCCUACUGGCCCUCUAUGGUCAAAUGUUUUUGUGGAGAACAAUGCAAAAGUUUUGGUUCCAUUACUUUGGACCAGAGUUCAGGUGAGAGGCCAAAUUAGCCUAUAUUGUGGAAGCAGCAUUGUUUUUGGGUUAUCUAGAUUUCCAGUGUCAGAAUUUGAGCUUGUCGCCGAAGAACUUUUGAUGAGUGACUCUGUCAUAAAAGUUUUUGGUGCAUUUAGAAUUUCAAUCAAAAUGCUGCUCAUGUGGAACUCCAAAAUUCAAAUUGAUGGCGGCGGAAAUACUAUAGUCACCACCUCUGUCCUUGAAGUCAGGAAUCUAGUUGUUCUAAGGGAGAACUCUGUCAUUAGUUCAAAUGCAAAUUUGGGUGUAUAUGGUCAAGGACUGCUGAAGUUGAGUGGUCUUGGUGAUGCAAUCAAAGGCCAACGACUUUCGUUGUCUCUUUUUUAUAACAUAACUGUUGGGCCAGGUUCUCUAUUACAAGCUCCACUGGAUGAUGAUGCUGGUAGAAGUGUGGUUACUGAAUCCCUUUGUAAUAGUCAGACAUGCCCAAUAGAUUUGAUUACUCCUCCUGAUGAUUGCCAUGUUAAUUACACACUGUCCUUUUCACUUCAAAUCUGUCGCGUUGAGGACCUUCUUGUCAGUGGCCUUAUCAAGGGAAGUAUUAUCCACAUCCACAGAGCUAGGACAAUUGUUGUUGACACAGACGGCACUAUUGUUGCAUCAGAAUUGGGUUGCAGUGAAGGUAUUGGAAAGGGUAUUUAUUCUAAUGGAGCUGGUGGUGGAGCUGGCCAUGGGGGACGAGGGGGGUCAGGAUUUUUCAAUGGGAGGUUGAUCAAUGGUGGUCAUGAAUAUGGCAAUGCUGAUCUUCCCUGUGAGUUGGGAAGUGGAACUGAGGGCCCCAAUGAGUCAUAUCAACAUGUGAAUGGAGGCGGGAUGAUCGUUAUCGGAUCCAUCCAGUGGCCACUGUUAAGGCUUGAUAUCUAUGGAUCUUUGAGGGCUGAUGGUCAAAGCGGUGGUAAGAAAACAAUAAACGGUAACAGUUCUUUGAAUGGUGGACUUGGUGGAGGUUCUGGUGGGACUAUCCUUCUUUUCCUUCGAGAGCUCACACUAGAGAAGCACUCAUUAUUAUCUGCUGUCGGGGGCAAUGGUGGCUUUCCUGGCGGCGGCGGUGGUGGUGGUGGGAGAGUUCAUUUUCAUUGGUCUAAAAUUGAUGUUGGGAUUGAGUAUGUUCCAGUGGCAACUAUAAAUGGUUCCAUUAACAGCAGUGGAGGUACUGGGGACAAUGGUGAUCUUUCUGGGGAAGGGGGCACAGUUACUGGAAAAAAAUGCCCAAAAGGUCUCUAUGGUACAUUCUGCCGGGAAUGUCCUAUUGGCACCUAUAAAGAUGUGGAUGGUUCUGAUGAAAGUCUUUGCACUCCUUGCCCUCUCGACCUUCUUCCCAAGCGUGCGAAUUUCAUAUAUGUACGAGGGGGGGUUAGCCAGCCAUUUUGUCCCUAUAAAUGCAUUUCGGACAAGUAUAGGAUGCCAAAUUGCUUUACACCUCUUGAGGAAUUGAUGUAUACCUUUGGAGGCCCGUGGCCUUUUGCACUUCUUCUGUCUUUCAUCUUAGUGCUUCUAGCUCUUCUGUUGAGUACUUUGAGAAUCAAAUUGGUUGGAUCAAGUUCUUCAUAUGGGACAAAUACAACAGAGCACCAUAGUCAUGACCAUUUUCCAUAUCUUCUUUCCCUAUCACAGGUACGGGGAGCCAGAGCCGAAGAAACUCAAAGUCAUGUGCAGAGAAUGUACUUUACAGGUCCCAAUACUUUUAGAGAACCCUGGCAUCUUCCUUACUCUCCAGCCAAUGCAAUUAUUGAGAUUGUGUAUGAAGAUGCUUUUAACAGAUUUAUUGAUGAGAUCAACUCUGUUGCUGCAUAUGAUUGGUGGGAAGGGUCCAUUCAUAGCAUACUUACAGUGCUUGCAUAUCCUUGUGCUUGGUCCUGGAAACAAUGGCGGAGGAGAAAGAAAAUACAUCGCCUUCAGGAAUAUGUUAAGUCUGAAUAUGACCAUUCGUGUCUCCGAUCUUGUAGAUCACGUGCUCUAUACAAGGGGAUGAAGGUUGGAGCUUCACCAGACUUAAUGGUUGCAUACAUUGAUUUUUUCCUUGGUGGUGAUGAGAAGCGCUUGGACAUGGUAUCCAUUAUACAGAAGAGGUUUCCUAUGUGUAUUAUUUUUGGUGGGAAUGGAAGCUAUAUGUCACCUUAUAAUCUUCACAGUGAUGCAUUGUUGACCAAUCUUCUUGGCCAGCAUGUCCCAGCAACUGUUUGGAAUCGAUUGGUUUCUGGUCUUAAUGCUCAAUUGAGGACUGUGAGGGCAGGAUCACUUCGUUCCACAUUGGUUCAUGUUAUUGAUUGGAUUAGUAGUCAUGGAAACCCCCAACUUGAGUUCCAUGGGGUAAAAAUUGAGCUAGGGUGGUUUCAACCAACUGCUUCUGGUUACUAUCAGCUCGGUAUCCUAGUUGUGGUUGGUGAUUAUUCUCUGCAGAAUAUGCACCACUCUGAUUUGUUGGAUGGAAGUGAUGAAUAUCCAAGGAAAAAUACAGCAUGUCCAGGCAGAAGCAAUAAGCAGCUGCAGCAAAGUCGGCCUUACACAAGUCAUCCAUUAUCUCUAAAAAAGAUAACGGGAGGAAUUAAUGGAGGUCUUAUAAAUGAUGCUACUUUGAGAUCCUUAGAGUUUAGAAGGGACUUUCUAUUUCCACUUUCUCUCUUAUUGCACAACACUAGACCUGUUGGUCGUCAGGAUACCCUUCAGCUUCUGAUAACUAUUAUGCUUUUGGCAGAUCUAUGCAUUACCCUCCUUACAUUACUUGAGUUCUAUUGGAUUUCUCUUGGGGCAUUCCUUGCUGUCUUACUUAUUCUUCCUCUAUCCUUACUUUCUCCCUUCCCAGCUGGCUUAAAUGCUUUAUUCAGUAAAGAACCUAGGAGAUCUUCACUUUCUCGUAUAUAUGCAUUGUGGAAUACUACAUCUCUAUCCAAUCUUGCUGUGGCUUUCAUUUCUGGUAUUUUCCACUACGGAUUUUCAUGUUUUGAGCCACCUGAUAACGCCAAUACUUGGAGAACUAUAAGGGCGGACAAUAAAUGGUGGCUUUUACCAACUAUCCUUGUGUUAUUUAAAUCAAUACAAGCUCGAUUAGUUGAUUGGCACAUAGCUAAUUUGGAAAUCCGAGAUUUUUCCCUGUUCAGCUCGGAUCCGGACACGUUUUGGGCGCAUGAGCCUCUCUCAUGACUUGAAACUCUAGUGCCCAAGAACGGAAUUAUCAAUUUUGGCUUCUGCAUUGAUUAUUCUAGUUGCCAGAGGAAGUGGCCUUCUUUGUGCUCCAGGAUGAUGUUGGCUGCUGCUUUGGCAUGUAAAUUUGUUCAAGUUGUACAAAGCAUUGAGUAUAGUUGCGUAGUUGUGCAGUUUUCCACCUUUGUAAGUAUAGUGGCACUGGCACAACCCUUUUGAUAGGAAAUUAUGUGCAGGUGGAGAGGAGAUAUGCCAUUUGAGUUCAUUUUUUUUACAUUAUCUUUCGAGUUGUUCUUUAACAAAAUUAAAUUAUUUGUAUAAGGUGUGAUUGUCACUUUUA
This is a messenger RNA of Pistacia vera, 4921 nucleotides long. RefSeq lists its product as uncharacterized. The transcript is spliced from 22 exons. The record is from RefSeq and is a predicted model, not a curated record. The coding region runs from base 226 to 4581 and encodes 1451 amino acids. NCBI's taxonomy places the organism in Eukaryota, Viridiplantae, Streptophyta, Magnoliopsida, Sapindales, Anacardiaceae.